Messenger RNA from Rotaria sordida, 2205 nucleotides. The record is from the annotation of a GenBank genome assembly. NCBI's taxonomy places the organism in Eukaryota, Metazoa, Rotifera, Eurotatoria, Philodinida, Philodinidae.
AUGGACGAAAAGAUACGUUUCAAUGAAUCAAUCAAUGGACAAAUAUCUGUUUAUAAUGAAUUACUCAUCUACAAAUUAACAUCAACCACUUCAUUAUCAAUAGAUCGUCUUCGUCAAGCUCUCACACUUAUUAUUGCUAAACAUGAAAUACUUCGGAUAGCAUUAAUUUAUGAUCAAGAUAAACUUAUACAGAAGAUACUUCCACUAUCAAAUGAUCUGUUCGAUCUAGAAACUACCUGUGUAAUCAAUGAUACUCAUUUGAAGCAAAUCGUGUUAAACGAAGAAACAAACCGAGCUUUGUUCGAUCUUGAGCAAGGUCGAGUGUUUCGAUGUCACAUUCUUCGUCAAUCAUUUACUAAUAAUGACGACAACAAUUUAAAACAAGAAGACAUUAUUCUUUUCAAUUUUCAUCAUAUUGCUAUUGAUGGUAGUUCAAUUAUCGUAUUCAUUAAUGAUCUUCGACAAGCUUUUACAAUGCAAGUAUUGUCUAACAACAAUGAAGAUAGUAUUACCUAUCUUGAUUAUGCACAAUAUGAACGAUUAGAAGAUUGGUCGAGUGCUCGACAAUAUUGGAAUCAUGCCUUAGCAACCUUAGACAAUUCAAUUGAUCAACAAAAUUCUUUCAUACGAAGUGGCAAGGGUUAUACAGUAACAUUCGAUCUUGAUCAUGAUCUUGUUACUAAUUUGAAUCGUUUUAUUUCUCAAUCAAAUUUGACACUUUUUCAAGUUGGUCUCGCUGCUUUCUUUACAUUUCUUUUCAAAAUGUCCAAUAGCCAGCAGCUCGAUUUGUACACAGGUAUAGUUGUGGCCAACAGACCUCAAUAUCAACUUCAAAACAUGAUGGGUUUUUUUGUCAACACUCUACCAUUUUGUUUGAAGAUUGAUCCGUACGAAUCUUUUACCCAGCUUUGUCAUCGAAUUCAACAACUUUGGUUUGAUAUUCUUCCACAUUCGCACUUGCCUUAUCAGGAGAUUGUUAAACUUAAUCCAAAACUAGGAACAUCCUUCCUUCGAACACUCUUCCUUGUGGAAACGAUAAUGGAUAAUAGUGAACAAAAUAUAGAAAUCGAUGAAGGAACGACAUUUAAUAUAAUAGACCGAAAUUUACUAGCUCGCAAUACUACUAAAUUUGAUAUAACUUGUACACUGCAUGAACAUCGUCAAAACGAGACAAUCUCUGUUACGCUCAAUGCUUCACUCGAUGUUUAUGACGAAUUAACUAUUUCCACAAUGGCAAUGCGCUUGAAGAAUAUUUUUGAUCAACUCUUUUCAAUUUCCUCCAUCUAUCAAUUUUCGCUUUUACUUCCACAUGAAGUUGAAUUGAUGCGUGAUUUGAACGAUAAUUUUCUUGAUUAUAGUCAAAUCAGUUGUAUUCAUUGGGAUUUGGCUUAUCAAACUCAUUUACAUCCUCAAAAAGUGGCUUUAGUUUUAGAAAAUGGAUCGAUGACUUAUGGUGAACUAAUCUACUAUGCUCAACAGUUAGCGAAUCAUCUAAUCAUUGCAUAUGCUGUUCAGCCUGGUCAAAUUGUUUGUCAAUUAAUAGAACGAUCUUUCGAAAUGGUAAUUGGGAUGAUCGGUAUUUGGAUGAGUGGUGGUGUUUAUACUCCAUUGAACUUACAUGAUCCUGAUAAGCAGUUGAAUACAUGCAUUCAACAGAGUGAUGCUCAUCUCCUUCUCGUACAUCAACCUACACAUGAUCAACUUCUUUUCCAAUGUUUAAUGAUCAAUGUUGACCAAAUCAUUUGUUUCGAUCACAUAAAUGAAGAAAUAACAACAUGCAUCAAUUUUGUCAAUGUAACACCUGAAUAUAUCUCACAUAUUAUUUUCACAAAUGAACGUUCUGGCUUACUCAAAGCAGUUCAACUUCGCCAUCGCAAUUUUAUUUCAAGUAUUCGUUCUAAUCAUAUUCAACCGAUGGAUACUGUUCUUCAUCAUACAUCAGUUAAUUUUGAUGUUCAUUUAUUAGAAAUUGUCGGAACUCUAAUAAUGGGUGGUCAAGUAAUUCUACUUCAUCCAAAUGGUAAUCUUAAAUGUACAGGAACAGCAACACAAUAUAUCUACGAAGGCAAUAAUAAUGCUGCUGAACUCUUACCAAUAGGACGACCUUUGCCAAAUGUUCACAUCUAUCUGUUGGACGAAUAUUUUCAACCAGUUAUACCCGGUGUUCAAACAGGUGAAAUUAUCAUUGGAGGUAAUAUUUCAUAG